Molecule: messenger RNA, 656 nt
Organism: Gymnodraco acuticeps
Lineage: Eukaryota; Metazoa; Chordata; Actinopteri; Perciformes; Bathydraconidae
Product: zinc finger protein GLIS2-like
Biological process (GO): smoothened signaling pathway; regulation of transcription by RNA polymerase II
Cellular component (GO): nucleus
Molecular function (GO): RNA polymerase II cis-regulatory region sequence-specific DNA binding; DNA-binding transcription factor activity, RNA polymerase II-specific
Source: RefSeq, a predicted model, not a curated record
GAGAAACCCUACAUGUGUCCGUAUGAAGGCUGCAAGCAAGCGCUACUCUAACUCCAGCGACCGCUUCAAACACACCCGGACUCACUAUGUGGACAAACCGUACGGCUGCAAGAUGUCCGGCUGCCUGAAGCGCUACACCGACCCCAGCUCGCUGCGCAAGCACAUCAAGGCCCACGGGCACUUUGUGGCCCCGGGGCUAGGGGGCACAAAGUGCCGGCCGGGGGUGGGAUUCCUGGGGCUACAGCAGGGUGAAGCGGCCCCUCUCAGCGGGGCCCAUUUCCUCCUCCACGGGGCCUUUUUGGGGGGCUUCGGGGCGCCUCUUUCCGCUUACUGCCGCCUCGGCUGCAUGGGGCCCCUCGGCCUCUCCGACUCCCCCCUGAUACACUUCGGACUCUCGGCGGUGUCCAUGCUGGGGCUGGGGGCUCUGGGGAGGGGGGUGUCGAACAGAGAGGAGGAAGAGGAGGAGGAAGAGCAAGAAGUGGAGGCGUUAAAUCUGUCUGCAGGGGGGGGCCCCGGACUGAGGGACCCUCUGUCCUGGGUGCUGGUUCCCCAGAGUGCCCUGCUCCUCCAACCAGCUGUUGUUAGAUAGGAUGUGCAAGGUGCUCUUCCUGUGUGUGUGUGUGUGGUGUGUGUGUGUGUGUGUGUGUGUGUGUGUG